GACAGAAUGUGUAUUUCUUAUAAAUCACAAUAUCAUAAAAGCCUUGGCUACUCCUCAGUUGGCUAACCUUACCAACUCUGUGUGCCAGCUCUUACAGAUGAGAAGUGACUCACCCAGUGACACGACCAAAGGCAAGUGACAGAAUCAGGACUCCAGUCCAGAUUGCUUUGGCUCACAUCCAGUUGUGAUCACAUGGGUGGUCAGGGGAGGUACCUGAGGCGCCGGGCCAUUGGUCAGGGAGUAUUUCACAGGGGACCCAGCCAGAAAGAGCAGGCCCAGCAACCGGUUCGAAUAGCCAGUGAGUCGUCCCCUUAACUGGUUCCUUGCCAUUGUUUUAUGUGUUACUCUGAUUUUUGUUUGAAGGGUCUGCUGAGUCCAGAACGAUGUCUGGGGAACUUCCACUAAAUAUUAACAUCAGGGAACCUCGAUGGGAUCAAAGCACUUUUGUUGGACGAGCCAAUCACUUCUUCACCGUAACGGAUCCCAGGAAUAUCCUGUUAACCAACGAACAACUGGAGAGUGCAAGGAAAAUUGUGCAUGAUUACAGACAAGGAAUUGUUCCUCCAGGCCUUACAGAAAAUGAACUAUGGAGAGCAAAGUACAUCUACGAUUCAGCUUUUCAUCCUGACACUGGCGAAAAAAUGAUUUUGAUAGGAAGAAUGUCAGCUCAGGUUCCAAUGAACAUGACCAUCACAGGUUGUAUGAUGACAUUUUAUAGGACCACGCCGGCGGUGCUAUUCUGGCAGUGGAUUAACCAGUCCUUCAAUGCCGUGGUCAAUUACACCAACCGCAGUGGAGACGCCCCCCUCACCGUCAAUGAAUUGGGAACAGCAUAUGUUUCUGCCACAACUGGUGCUGUAGCAACGGCUCUAGGACUCAAUGCGUUAGCCAAGCGUGUCUCACCACUCAUAGGACGCUUUGUUCCCUUUGCUGCUGUAGCUGCUGCUAAUUGCAUUAAUAUUCCAUUAAUGAGGCAAAGGGAACUCAAAGUGGGCAUUCCUGUCACAGAUGAAAAUGGCAACCGCCUGGGCGAGUCGGCCAAUGCUGCCCAACAGGCCAUCACCCAAGUAGUGGUCUCCAGGAUCCUCAUGGCAGCCCCAGGCAUGGCCAUCCCUCCGUUUAUCAUGAACACUUUGGAAAAGAAAGCCUUUUUAAAGAGGUUCCCGUGGAUGAGCGCACCUAUUCAAGUUGGACUUGUUGGCUUCUGCUUGGUGUUUGCUACACCUCUGUGCUGUGCUCUGUUUCCUCAGAAAAGUUCCAUGUCAGUGACAAGCUUGGAGCCUGAAUUGCAAGCCAAGAUCCAAGCGAGCCAGCCUGAAUUACGGCGCGUCUACUUCAACAAGGGAUUGUGAGGCCGAGAAGGACGCCUCCCCGCGAUGGGCAACCCCGGCCGCAGAAACCCGGCGUAGCCCUGGAGGGGAGGACAGUCCUCGUCCAUGGGGGUUUGCCCAGGGUCGAAAACCUUUUAAAGACUCACCUUACCUUGUGGAGUCGAGCUGCUGCUGACGGCGCAGCACCUGCUGGGAGCCGGCGUCGACUUCUCUUGGCUCCUAUUCAUUGAAUCACGUUCUCAUUUACAGAAAUAUCCUCCCUGUAGCUCUGAUCAUAAUAGUUUAUCAAAAAUAAUAUCCCAAACCCCCAGCCAGGGUGUUACAAAACACCCUAGGCAUAGAAUAGGUGUUCUAGGUGUGCUCACAAAUAUUUAUUAACAGAAAGGAAAUAUGUUUAAAAUACUGAAUUUUUAUCCCACUCUAGUUUCAAACCAAGGACCUCUCAGUAGUGAUUUGGGAAACACAAACACUCUGAGGCUAGACUGCAAAAAAAUCAUGUGUAAAACUGUACAAAAAAUAAGUAUUAAGGGCAGUUUGCUUCCCGUGUGGGCAAGCCCAAAGUAGAGGAUGAAUUUUUUCUUUUGGAGGAUAAAAGUGCCCCCACUGACCUUGGGAAGGUCGUCAUACUAGACAAGGCAGCAAACCGCCCCUGCUGUCAACGGUGUGGGCCUUUGUGUCGCGGGUGGUUUCUCUGGUGGACAUUUGCAUCCUUAGAAGAUGUUAAUCUUGCACUCGUUGACUUUAUAUUCAAUUAUUUACAUCAAGUAAUCAGUAACCGAGAUGUACAAAUUUUGGAUGUAUUUUCAAUACCAAUGCCGUAUGACUGGGUUGAAUCUGGUAUGUUUGAUUUUUUUAUUAGCCGUGAAAGCACAAUUCCAGCUACCUACCUGUCUUCUCUUGUGCAUAGAGAUCUCCUUGGCUUUUAGAAAGACACAGAAAUAAUGUUUGCCAAUCAUGACUCCUUGAAUUUUACUAGAAUGUUGUGUAUUAAUCACAGUCCACCUGUUAGAAAAUAAGGACUCCAUGGACCACCAUUUACAUCAUCUGUAGUAAUUUCACAAGUAAUAUACUUACUGUAACAGAUUUUGUGUCAAGUCUGUAGUUGUCCAAAGAAAUAUGCAAGGUGGUGGUUAUCACCGAGCUAGACCAGGAGAUUCUAUUGUAAUUCAGAGACUUGUAAGUGAUAACAAUGUAGAAACUAGUUUUAACAGAUUUUUCUUGAUAAUGUGACCAGGCUGAAUUUCCUCAUAAAGAAAAAAUGGCGUGCCUUGUGUCUGUGUUUCUCUUUUCUCUGCAAGGAUUCAUGGAUCGGAAACUGGGGCCACUCUGAGCCUUUCUUUAUACUGCCAGAAUUUUCCCUCUUAGAUUUUCUGUCUUAAACUAAUCGGACCAAAGUAGCUUCCCCGUGGCUUUCUGGCCUUGGAUACAUUCUGUUGCCAUAGAUGUUUCUCAUUUUAAAAAGUGAUUUAAAAAAGCCUGGCAUUCAAGGCAGAUCUCCAUUGAGGUACUUACAGAGAACUUCUAACAAGAAACUAAAGCAUUUGAGGCCCCCUCUUCCCCUGCCCCAGCUAGUCUCAGAAUUGUUAGCCUCCUCUCCCCACUAUAUUGGUAACUCUAUUCCAGAAUCUUCACCUUCACUGAAUGAUGAAUGACUGGUGGAAGAUAGACAAAACUCUCCAAAAUUGCAUGCACACCAGGAAGAUAGGAUGACAGCAUUGUCAUAAAAAAGGGCAAUGAACAUGGAGAUGUGUCUUUUUAAUAUUAUUUCCUGAUGCCUCUGACUCUUGCUGCUUUAAUAUAGAAAUAAUAACUAUAGUUUAAUCAUGGCAUAUAAAAAAAGAACAAAAGAACCAAGAUUGGCAAUCUUUGCUGAUCUCUUAGAAAUACCUUUUCUGGAGAAAAGUCCAAAUAAAGUGCAAUAAGCUUGUAAAAGUAAUUAGUUCUUAAUAUUUCUAUUCCCAUGACAUCAGGAAUCAUGACUAUAAGCAUUUACUCACUGGUAGUUUUUAUUUCAGUAUUAGUGUCUUGCCAGUGUUGGAAUCUGUGUUGUUUCAGUUCAACUGGAUGAAAUGUUAAAUAAACUCAGACUGAAAGUAAAUUCUCUUUCAUUUGUAUGUAAAGGGUGAUGUAGGUUUUAUGUUACAGUGGAUGGCACCUUCCAGGUACUAAGGUACCUGGCUACCAUUGGUAACUCCUAAAGAGUAUUUUUGUUUUAUUUUUAUUUUUUUAUUGAGUUAAUACUGGUUUACAACACUGAUUAUGAUUUAGGGGAAUAAGUUCACACCUCAGGAAGAGCAUUUUUGUAUUAUGACUUUAACAGAAAAUAUAUUUCUAGUUUUGACUACCAGUCUUCCACCUUCUGAAAGACCAAAGAGGACCCCCCUCCUCCCCCACACAGUAUAAUUUCAGGAAAUUAAUUAUGAGCAAAGUGGGGGAAAUGUAAUUCUACUUUAGACCCUGAAGAUGAACCAUUGUACAUGGUGGUGAGAUCAAUAUGCUUUCACAUUGUUUGCCAUAGUUCACAGUGAAAACCUCAACCGAAGGUUGGGGAGUGUCUUGUUAACAGACUUAAUAAAGAACUGAGCAUUUCAACCUUU
Molecule: messenger RNA, 3928 nt
Organism: Talpa occidentalis (Iberian mole)
Lineage: Eukaryota; Metazoa; Chordata; Mammalia; Eulipotyphla; Talpidae
Gene: SFXN1
Product: sideroflexin 1
Exons: 12
Coding region: 384-1352 (322 amino acids)
Biological process (GO): monoatomic ion transport; serine import into mitochondrion
Cellular component (GO): mitochondrial inner membrane
Molecular function (GO): monoatomic ion transmembrane transporter activity
Source: RefSeq, a predicted model, not a curated record